UUCUUUGUAUACUAUAUUAAUUUUACCAUCCAAUCCUUUAUUUAUAAGAUCAUGUUCACAUAUGUAUUCAUAUCACAUUCAUACCCAUGUUUGUUUCUAUUUCAUUGCAAGCAACUUCCUAAUCAUCAAACCUUUUAGUACGUAGUCAACUAUUAUAAGAAAUAAUAUACUUUUAUAGUUGGUUUUUGGUAAAUACAUGCUCUUUCUAUUCAUAGCUAGAGCUCUCCCUUUCCCUUCUUUUUGACCAUGAAAGUGCCUUUAUUACAUACAAACUUGAUUUCACAUGACACAUGACCUACUAGUCGAACUCAUGGUACCAUAUAUUAUAAGACCAAAAAUCAUCAACCUUAGAUUUGAAAAUAUAUACAUAUGAAUUAGUGGGGCAUUACAACUUCCACACAUAAACAACUUAACCAAUUCCAAACAAACUAGAGGACCAAAAAUCAUCCCAAGCCAUGUUAUUGGAAAGCCUAAUAAUCUCUCUUCUUUAUGUCUUGCUAAUUUCCUUUCCCUCCAAUACCAAUUGCCUCAUCUUAUCCCAUCAUCAUCAUCAUAAACACCACCCACUAAAUUCUUUGUUCAUCUUUGGGGACUCUAUUUUAGAUGUUGGCAACAACAAUUAUAUCAAUACCACUACUCUUGACCAAGCUAAUUUUUCGCCUUAUGGAGUCAAUUUCUUCCACUACCCCACGGGGCGUUUCUCUGAUGGUCGUGUCAUUUCCGACUUUAUAGCGGAGCGUGCUAAUCUUCCAUUGAUUCAACCGUACCUUCAACCGGGCAGACGACGAUUUUACUAUGGAGUUAACUUUGCAUCUGCCGGAGGUGGUGCUCUUGUUGAAACUUUCAAAGGCUCGGUUAUUGACCUUCAUAUGCAGUUAAAAAACUACAAGAAAGUGGAAAGAUGGUUUAAAAACAAACUAAGAGAUAAAAAAACAAAGAGGAGGUUUAAAAAGGCUGUGUAUUUUUUUGGUAUUGGAACAAAUGAUUACAUAAGCCUUUUUUUGACAAACUCAUCAACUCGAUUUACUUUCACCAAAUCUCAAUAUGUUAGUAUGGUCAUCAGCAACAUAACUUCCGUGGUCAAUGAUAUAUACAAGAUAGGUGGGAGAAAGUUUGGGUUUUUAAACUUGCCACCAGUGGGUUGUUUACCAGCCCUUAGAAUAUUGAAUUCAGAAGGAGAUAGCGGCUGUCACAAAGAAGUUACAAGUUACAUAAGGCUACAUAACAAAGCUAUUUUACAAGGCUUAAAAGAGCUAGAAAAGCAGUUACCAGGGUUCAAAUAUGCUCUUUUUGAUUAUUACACUAGUACCUUGCAAAGAGUCAACCACCCUUCCAAAUAUGGGUACAAGGAGGGGAAGACAGCAUGUUGUGGGACGGGCAAAUUCCGAGGAGUACUCAGCUGUGGAGGAAAAAGACCAGUAAAAGAGUACGAGUUGUGCAAUAAUGUGGAUGACCACAUAUUUUGGGAUUCUUUGCAUUACACGGAGAAGGCUAAUAAACAAAUUGUAGAUGAGAUGUGGAGCAACAUCAAUUAUGGUCUUGAUGAUUUUCAUCGUUCUUCAUAUACCAUCAAUAAUCUCUUCCAUUUACCAUAAUUCAAUAUACAUUAUGAUCAAUUAUUCAA
Messenger RNA from Chenopodium quinoa (quinoa), 1624 nucleotides. RefSeq names its product GDSL esterase/lipase 5-like. Lineage: Eukaryota; Viridiplantae; Streptophyta; Magnoliopsida; Caryophyllales; Amaranthaceae. The transcript is spliced from 5 exons. Gene Ontology annotation, molecular function: hydrolase activity, acting on ester bonds. The record is from RefSeq and is a predicted model, not a curated record. Bases 456 to 1595 code for a protein of 379 amino acids.